AAAAACAUAUGCUCAAGACCUUAAUGUAUCGAUGUUAUAUCGAGGUUUUUGCCAGCACUAGAUAAAAGUAAACAAAUAGGUUGAUAGAGAAAGUAAUUUACCUGGGUAAUUUAAACUGUACUGCAAUGUGAAGAAAGGAUUGGCAGAAAUGAAACCCCACCAUUCUUACGUUGAAGUAAAGGAAGAAGCCAUCGAGGAAGAGUUCCUAGAUGAAGACGAAGAGUUAAGCGAAUUUAUUUUCGAUGAGAAACCCCGCCAUUUCGAAGCUACUGAGGUCGAUCUGCAGGAGAGGAAAGAUUUUGAAACUUCCAAUUGUGAAAGCCAUGUUGUUCUGGAAUCCUUAGUGAAUGUCGGGGAAGAAGGUUCAGGAGGGAAUGAGGAAUGGAUCCACGCUCAAGUGAAAAACGAACCUAUUGAAGAUGAGUACCCGGAGGAAGAUGUUGGAUUUGAUGAAAUGUACAGCCAAGUGAAAAUUGAGGAAGGUUUUGAGACUAUGGGCUGCAGUGAUAAGCUUUUACAAGCAAAGAAUAAACCUACACCGAAAGAAGCCCCCGACCUAAAAUGUCUUUACUGCCCGAAUACCCAUUCAUCCAUACUUAGGAGACACCUUACAACAAACAGACAUACAAAGGAUAAACCGCACCGCUGUUCCUAUUGCCCAAAAAGCUUCACACACGCAAAUACUCUUAGUCAACACAUACGAACCCACAUCGACGGUCUUUUCAAGUGUCCACAAUGUUAUAAGACGUAUUCCCACAAGUCCACUCUUAAGAACCAUAUCUUGCAGCACAGUGACUUGUCGGAGGAGUACAAGGCAUCUCUUGGCAUAAGAAAUCAAUCACAAAAUAUGAUGUAUAACGUCGACCGACCGAAAAAGUGUCCUCACUGCCCGCAGAUAUUUAGUCGAAACUCGCUUCUUACAAAACAUUUUUUUACUCAUAAGGAAGUCGGUCCACACAAAUGCUCUUUUUGUCCGUUGUACUUUGAUAAUGGGGAAUACCUAGCCAAUCAUGAAAAGACUCACCGGUAAAAGGUCCUGUUAAUUUGUUAAACAUUACAAAUGUGAAAUAUGUACAUAUGUAUAAUUUACUGAAAAUCGAAAAAAGAUGUACUCUGUUUUCUUUGGGAAAGUUCCAUAAACAAAGUAUGUUCCAUUCACAACUUUACAAUGUUCGCCCAAAAAACCCUUUCGCAUGAAGCAGAUUGGAAAACCGCUCUGGAAUGCUAGUGCUUCAAAAAAUUAAUGUUAAUCUAGUUAUUAAUACAUGCUGUAAGUUGCAAUUUCAAUUUUAUUAAGCCACCUUAAAAUACUUGUAUAUGUACUGACAAUUAUUAUUUGGCUACAAACCUGACUUAGGUGUAAGCUUGAACAAAAAUAUAUUUGUUUAUAAACAACGA
This is a messenger RNA of Drosophila suzukii, 1398 nucleotides long. The record is from RefSeq and is a predicted model, not a curated record. NCBI's taxonomy places the organism in Eukaryota, Metazoa, Arthropoda, Insecta, Diptera, Drosophilidae.